This is a messenger RNA of Sardina pilchardus (European sardine), 1283 nucleotides long. RefSeq names its product GTPase IMAP family member 9-like. Gene Ontology annotation, molecular function: GTP binding. The transcript has 2 exons. Lineage: Eukaryota; Metazoa; Chordata; Actinopteri; Clupeiformes; Clupeidae. The coding region runs from base 28 to 768 and encodes 246 amino acids. The record is from RefSeq and is a predicted model, not a curated record.
UAGACAUCUAUCUGACACAGAGCGAGAAUGGGCAGCUCAUCAUCUCUCCCUGAAGGUCCUCCUCUGAGAAUCGUGCUGAUUGGGAAGACUGGAGUGGGGAAGAGUGCUGUGGGCAACACCAUUCUGAGGAGGAAUGCAUUUCACUCAGAAACCUCCGCAAACUCAGUCACUGAUGAAUGUCAAAGACAUAGUGUUAAUGAUUCAAGAUUGCUUGAAGUGUGUGACACACCUGGUAUUUUAGACACAGGUCCAAAUGAAAUACAAAUCAGACAAGAAAUACUUAGAUGUAUUAAGCACACCUGUCCAGGACCCCAUGUGUUCCUGCUGGUGAUUCAGGUGGGCAGAUUCACUAGGGAGGAAGAGAAAGCAGUCAAAGGCCUGCAGGAGCUCUUUCAUAAAACAGCUUCAGACUAUAUGAUAGUACUGUUCACUCGUGGUGAUGACCUGGGUGAACGGAGCAUUGAUAACUAUGUGAGAAAUGGCCACAAUGAACUGCAGGAAGUGAUAAGGAGCUGUGGUGGACGGUAUCAUGUGUUCAACAACAAGAGCAGUGACUACACUCAAGUCAUUGAUCUGGUGAAGAAAAUAGACACAAUGGUGAAUGCAAAUGGGGGUGGUUACUUUACUAAUGAUGUAUACAUAGAAACACAAAGAGUCAUCAAUGAAAGAGGGAUUGACUGCAAAACAGAAGACUAUAUCAAACCUUCUAUCAUCCAAAUGUGGCAUACAAUGGUGGCACGUUUUAUAAUCAUUAUGCGGGACGACUGAAGAUAAUUCGAUCAUGUAACACAUUGUUCAAUAAUGUGAUUAGCCAAGUUAAAUGGUAUUGUUCUAUUGAUGGAUGACCAAAGCGAUGAAAUUACCUUCCCAUAAUAAUGGCAUUUUUAUGUAAUAUCCAUUUUAAUUUUUAGAUGAUUUUCUUUGUAGAUGAUUUUUUUAAUUUUUAGAUGAUUUUCUUUGUAGAUGAUUUUGGUAUGUAUGUGCUUGGGGGUGGGGAUCAGUUGGUUGGGUAGAGGUGGAUAUAAUUUGUAUAUUGUCUUUGUCUGGAUUUUGUACAAUUUGAAAACAUUUUUCUUUAAAUGUAUUGUAGAAUAUUUUGUUUAAUGACAUGUUGAUUGGAGUUACUCCCCACGAAACAGAAACGCCAAGAAAAAAAUUGUGGUGGAAUAUCCUUAUAUUAUCUGAACAUGCAUCAAGUGAUUCUGUAACAUGUCUGUAUGAAUCUUAUGUGAUAGGCCUAAAGGAAAUCCUGCCACAAUGCUUUCUAUGUUAAUAAAAAUGCU